UACGAAUAUAAAGAGAGUGAAAGAGUGUGUGAGAGAGAGAGGGGAGAGACAUAGAGAGACGUGUUUGACCAAACCAUGUCUGGAACGCUGGGGUGCGUGCUUGUGGCCGUCGAUGGCAGCGAAGAGAGCAUGAACGGCCUGAGAUGGGCACUCGACAAUCUCAAGCUCCGAUCUGCUGCUUCCGACACCGAUGAAGGUUCGUUCGUGAUCCUCCACGUUCAAUCCCCGCCGUCCAUAGCCGCCGGCCUCAAUCCCGGUGCCAUCCCUUUCGGUGGUCCCAGUGAUUUGGAAGUGCCUGCGUUCACAGCGGCGAUUGAGGCGCACCAGCGGCGCAUCACUGAGGCUAUUUUGGCUCACGCUCUUCAGAUUUGCUCUGAUAAACAUGUGACAGUUAAAACACAAGUUGUAAUUGGGGAUCCAAAGGAGAACAUAUGUGAAGUUGUGGAGGAUUUGCACGCCGAUUUGCUUGUGAUGGGAUGCCGUGCUUUCGGACCUAUUAAAAGGAUGUUUCUGGGAAGUGUAAGCAACUACUGUUCUAACCAUGCACAAUGCCCGGUUAUGAUAGUGAAAGGCACUUAAGAAUCUACUGUCGCUUCCGGGUAGCCGUUAUUCAAUAUGACAAUGACCAAAUCAUGUUCUGUUGAUGGCGUGCUUUUGUUGUGUGCGGCCAGUAUUGAUUGGGGUGCAAGUCUUUGUACCACAGGUACCAUCUGACCAGCUAUGCCUGCAUCAUUAGUCUCUUCUGCAAGCAGACCUGGAGCCAAAUUCUGGGUGUGAAUAUUCUCCAUUUGUGCUAUUUGUCUUUUUUGCAUUGUCUGUAUUGAUCAGAAUAUUGAUUGUUUGAUUCUUUUGUUGAGAGUGGGGUUUUUCUUAUGUGGCUCCUCUCUAUCUCUAGUUGUGAUUUGGUUUGCAAACUAGAAAAAACUCAUGAUCUAUUUUAGUAAUAAAUAUCGAUGG
Messenger RNA from Ilex paraguariensis (yerba mate), 957 nucleotides. Lineage: Eukaryota; Viridiplantae; Streptophyta; Magnoliopsida; Aquifoliales; Aquifoliaceae. The record is from the annotation of a GenBank genome assembly.